Messenger RNA from Gadus chalcogrammus (walleye pollock), 2235 nucleotides. It is a transcript of the gene snx27b, whose product is annotated as sorting nexin 27b. The transcript is spliced from 13 exons. Gene Ontology annotation, biological process: intracellular protein transport; signal transduction. NCBI's taxonomy places the organism in Eukaryota, Metazoa, Chordata, Actinopteri, Gadiformes, Gadidae. Bases 309 to 2015 code for a protein of 568 amino acids. The record is from RefSeq and is a predicted model, not a curated record. Gene Ontology annotation, molecular function: protein binding; phosphatidylinositol-3-phosphate binding. Gene Ontology annotation, cellular component: early endosome.
UAAGCUCCACCCCGCCACCUCAAGAGCAACCUUUUAGAACAGUGUACUUGGGCGUUCCAAGGCUCUGUAUAUCAUCGGAAGGACUCGGUCCCAGGCUCUGUAUAUCAUCGGAAGGACUCGGUCCCAGGCUUUGUAUAUCAUCGGAAGGACUCGGUCCCAGGCUCUGGAUAUCAUUGGAAGGACUCGGCAUUUUCCGCCACAUCGGGAUCACCUAGCCAAACGGUUAGCUUGCAAUGAGCUAAUGUUUGGGGGUAUUUUUUAUAUCCUUAGCGUUGUACUGGUCACGGAAGACAUAACUAUUGUAGAAAAUGGCGGAUGUCAAAGGAGAAGAAAUUAGCUCGCCUUUCCCUCCGUUGCCCCAGUCCUUCUCUCGUAACGGCUCCGGUGGAAGUACACCGGCUGGCACCGGCGACGGUCCCUGCCAGACGGCCACCACCGUCACGUCGGGCCCGCGGCUGGUCCGGAUAGUGAAGUCCGACUCGGGCUACGGCUUCAAUGUCCGCGGACAGGUCAGUGAAGGGGGACAGCUGCGGAGCAUCAACGGGGAGCUGUACGCGCCGCUGCAGCACGUCAGUGCGGUGCUACCCGGAGGAGCAGCGGACAGAGCCGGGAUCUCAAAGGGGGACAGGAUCCUGGAAGUAAAUGGGGUGAACGUGGAGGGAGCGACCCAUAAGCAGGUGGUGGACCUGAUCCGGGCCGGGGAGAAGGAGCUGGUGCUGGCGGUGCUGUCCGUCCCGCCCCAGGAAGCGGACUGCCUGGACCCCGGGGACGACGGCUCGGCCCAGUCCUGCUACGACUACUCUGACAAGCAGGCCGUGCCCAUCUCCGUGCCCACCUACAAACACACCGAGCUCAGCCAGGAGAAGUUUGUGGUGUACAGCGUGUACAUGGCCGGCCGGCAGCUGUGCUCCAAGCGCUACCGGGAAUUCUCCAUCCUGCACCAGAACCUGAAGAGAGAGUUCUCCAACUACAUGUUCCCCAAGCUGCCGGGGAAGUGGCCCUUCACCCUGUCUGAGCAGCAGCUGGACGCCCGCCGCCGGGGGCUGGAGGAGUACCUGGAGAAGGUGUGCUCCGUGCGUGUCAUCGGUGAGAGUGACAUCAUGCAAGAGUUCCUGUCAGAUUCCGAUGAGAACUACAACGGGGUGUCUGAUGUGGAGCUAAGGAUAGCCAUGCCCGAUAAGACGACAGUCACAGUCAGAGUACGCAAAAACUCCACCACAGACCACGUCUACCAGGCUGUGGUGGUGAAGGUGGGCAUGGACAGCGUGACCGCCAGCUACUUUGCCCUCUUUGAGGUCAUCAACCACACCUUCGUGAGGAAGCUGGCGCCCAAUGAGUUCCCCCACAAGCUGUACGUCCAGAACUACACGUCAGCGGUGCCCGGGACCUGCCUCACGCUGCGCAAGUGGCUGUUCACCACCCAGGAGGAGAUCCUGCUCAACGACAACCAGCUGGCCAUCCACUAUUGCUUCCACCAGGCACUAGACGACGUGAAGAAGGGCUUCAUCAAGGUGGAGCAGAAGUCCUACCAGCUGCAGAAGCUGGCGGAGCAGCAGAAGCUGGCCAUGUAUCUGAGUCUGUUGCGGGGCUGCGAGGGCUACAACGAGGUCAUCUUCCCCCACUGCUCGUGUGACUCCCGGCGCAAGGGCCAUGUGAUAACUGCCAUCAGCAUCCAGCACUUCAAGCUGCACGCAUGCACGGAGAACGGCACGCUGGAGAAUCAGGUGAUCGCCUUCGAAUGGGCCGAGAUGCAGCGCUGGGACACAGACGAGGAGGGCAUGGCCUUCUGCUUUGAGUACGCUCGCGGGGAGAAGAAGCCGCGCUGGGUCAAGAUCUUCACACCAUAUUUCAACUACAUGCACGAGUGCUUCGAGAGGGUCUUCUGUGAGCUCAAGUGGAGGAGGGAGGUGGAGGAGGAGGCGACCGACAACGACAACAAGAACUGCAGCAAAGAUGGUAUGUGUGGCGAGAAUAUCUUCCAGCUGUUGAGGCACAGAAGGGAUGGAAGCACCUAGGAGGAGCUGGACUCAUCGCCUCCUAGCUCCUCCUCAGCAGCGUUCCUCAGCUCCAUCUCGGCUCUUCAUCUCCCCGCCCUAAGACAAGCCCCUGCCGCCCCUCCCCACCAUACCCUCAACAGCACCUCACCCAUUAAGGACAUUUCAGCAACCACGCUGCAAGAUGCUGAACCAUCAUAUGCAACGGAAAUAGGAAAAAAACUCAUUUGACGCAGACGAC